AUGCUUCUGUGUAUGGUUCCCUUUCUAGAUGCACCGCCUGCAACUACUGCACUUUCACCAUCAUUAUACGUCGCGAUUGCCGCGAGUGGGUUCUUUGCUUGUCUCGUUAAUGUGUCCCAAUUUGCCGUCAUUGACGCCGUGGGCCCUGUUAGCAGCACAGUCAUUGGACAUUUGAAAACAUGCACAAUUGUAGGCCUGGGUUGGUACUUGAGUGGUCAGUCUAUCUCAAGACAAAGUAUUGCCGGGCUUCUCUUGACUUUGCUUGGAAUGGGCUUAUACAUGGCUGCUGUUCUUCGAAACCGCAGAUGA
Messenger RNA from Penicillium arizonense, 309 nucleotides. RefSeq lists its product as uncharacterized. Lineage: Eukaryota; Fungi; Ascomycota; Eurotiomycetes; Eurotiales; Aspergillaceae. Bases 1 to 309 code for a protein of 102 amino acids. The record is from RefSeq and is a predicted model, not a curated record. Gene Ontology annotation, cellular component: Golgi apparatus. The transcript is spliced from 3 exons. Gene Ontology annotation, molecular function: antiporter activity.